Ochotona princeps (American pika) is the source of this 2185-nucleotide messenger RNA. RefSeq names its product MYC proto-oncogene, bHLH transcription factor (gene MYC). The record is from RefSeq and is a predicted model, not a curated record. Gene Ontology annotation, biological process: positive regulation of cell population proliferation; regulation of transcription by RNA polymerase II. Gene Ontology annotation, molecular function: DNA-binding transcription factor activity, RNA polymerase II-specific; protein dimerization activity; RNA polymerase II cis-regulatory region sequence-specific DNA binding. The coding region runs from base 456 to 1781 and encodes 441 amino acids. The transcript has 3 exons. NCBI's taxonomy places the organism in Eukaryota, Metazoa, Chordata, Mammalia, Lagomorpha, Ochotonidae.
GGCUCCUCCUAGGCUUGGCGGGAAAAAGAACUAAGGGGAGGGCUCCUCGGUGCAGUAUAAAAGCCGCUUUUCUGGGCUUUAUCUGACUCGCUGUAGUAAUUUCUGCGAGAGGCAGAGGGAGCGAGCGGGCGGGCCGGGCAGAGUAGAGCAGCCAGCGCCGGGCCGAAGGAGAUCCGGAGCGAAAGAGAGCUUCGCCUUCGGCCAGUACCCCCACCAUCCCGGCGACCACCACCCACCCGCGACACCCCUCCCCGCGAGCCCUCGCCGAGUCAGCGGAACUUGGGCCACUGCGGCAGACGGUCACUUUGCACUAGGACCUACAGCCGACAGACCCGGGGUGGCUGCUCCACCAGCUGGGGACCCUUACCCCGGACCGUUCCUCUGAGAGGUGGUUUUCCCGCGGUUCGGGAGCAAGAUUCCGCCGGGUCUCCGAACACCCGCAGGCUGCCGUCAGGAUGCCACUCAACGUCAGCUUCGCCACCAACAGGAACUAUGACCUGGACUACGAUUCCGUGCAGCCCUAUUUCUACUGCGAUGAAGAAGAGAACUUCUACCAGCAUCAACAGCAGAGCGAGCUGCAGCCGCCGGCGCCCAGCGAGGAUAUCUGGAAGAAAUUCGAGCUGCUGCCCACCCCACCCCGAUCCCCGAGCCGCCGCUCCGGCCUCUGCUCGCCCUCCUACGUUGCUGUCACAUCCUUCUCCCCCCGGGGAGACGAAGGCGGCGGCGGUGGAGGCAGCUUCUCCACCGCCGACCAGCUGGAGAUGGUGACCGAACUGCUGGGGGGCGACAUGGUGAACCAGAGCUUCAUCUGCGACCCGGACGACGAAACCUUCAUCAAGAACAUCAUCAUCCAGGACUGCAUGUGGAGUGGCUUCUCAGCCGCUGCCAAGCUCGUCUCAGAGAAGCUCGCCUCCUACCAGGCUGCGCGCAAGGACAGCAACAGUCCGAACCCUGCCCGCGGCCCCGGCGGCUGCUCUACCUCCAGCCUCUACCUUCAGGACCUGAGCGCCGCUGUCUCCGAGUGCAUCGACCCCUCGGUGGUCUUCCCCUACCCGCUCAACGACAGCAGCUCUCCCAAGCCCUGCACAUCUCCGGACUCCGGCGCCUUCUCCCCGUCCUCGGACUCUCUGCUCUCCUCCACUGAGUCCUCCCCACGGGCCAGCCCCGAGCACCUGGUGCUCCAUGAGGAGACACCACCCACCACCAGCAGCGACUCCGAGGAAGAACAAGAGGAUGAGGAAGAAAUCGACGUUGUUUCGGUGGAAAAGAGGCAGCCCCCCACCAAAAGGUCAGAGUCAGGGUCACCUUCCACCGGGGGCCACAGCAAACCUCCACACAGCCCGCUGGUCCUCAAGCGGUGCCACGUCUCCACCCAUCAGCACAAUUACGCGGCGCCCCCGUCCACUAGGAAGGACUACCCCGCUGCCAAGCGGGCCAAGCUGGACAGUGGCCGCGUCCUGAAGCAAAUCAGCAACAACCGCAGAUGCGCCAGCCCCAGGUCCUCCGACACCGAGGAGAAUGACAAGAGGCGGACACACAACGUCCUGGAACGCCAGAGGAGAAACGAGCUGAAAAGGAGCUUUUUCGCCCUGCGUGACCAGAUUCCAGAGUUGGAGAACAACGAGAAGGCCCCCAAGGUGGUGAUCCUUAAAAAAGCCACCGCGUACAUCCUGUCGGUCCAGGCAGAGGAGCAAAAGCUCCUUUCAGAAAGGGAUUUGUUGCGGAAACGGCGAGAACAGUUGAAACACAAACUUGAGCAGCUACGGAACUCUUGUGCAUAAGCCGACCUCUGAGAGGGAGGAACUGGACUGGCACAUGAAUUCUUAUUUGUUACUGGGGAGGGGGGAGUAAGGAAAAAGGUUCCUUCUGACAGAACUUCAGCAAUCCAUUCUGUAUGAACUUAUUUCAAAUGCAUGGUCAAAGUGCAACCUCACAACCUCGGCUGGGUCUUUGGACUGUAAGGUUUAGCCAUAAUGUAAACUGCCUCAAAUGGGACUUUGGGCAUAAAAGAACAUUUUUUUAUGCUUGCCAUCUUUUUUUGUUUUGUUUCUUUUAACAGAUUUGUAUUUAAAGAAUUGUUUUAAAAAAAAAAUCUAAAGUUUACCCAACUCUCCUGUGUACAUAUGGCCAUUAAAUGUAAAUAACUUUAAUAAAACGUUUAUAGCAGUUAUACAAGAUUUCAAGC